AUGUCAGGCACCCCGGCCCCCAUCACAUCACCAGAAGUAAAGUAUGCCAAGAUUUUCAUCAACAAUGAAUUUGUGAAUGCAGAAAGCGGGAAAACAUUUCAAACGAUAAAUCCAUCAACAGGGGAGGUAAUUUGUGAAGUCGCUGAAGGAGAUGCAGCCGAUGUAAAUAAAGCUGUGAAAGCAGCCAAUCAAGCUUUUAGAUUAGGGUCGCCAUGGAGACGAUUGGAUGCCUCAGAACGCGGAAAUCUUCUAUACAGAUUAGCAGAUUUGAUAGAGCGAGACAGAGGCUAUUUAGCAUCUCUAGAAACACUGGAUAAUGGCAAACCCUAUAAUGUGGCUUUAGCAGCAGAUUUAGGACUGGUUGUCAAGUGCUACAGAUACUAUGCCGGUUGGGCCAACAAAAACCAUGGAAAAACAAUUCCGAUAGAUGGUGAUUUUUUUGCAUACACCCGUCAUGAACCAGUUGGUGUUUGUGGACAGAUUAUUCCAUGGAAUUUUCCAUUAUUGAUGCAAGCUUGGAAGUUGGGACCUGCUCUGGCCAUGGGAAACACUGUUGUCAUGAAAACUGCCGAACAGACGCCUCUUACUGCCUUACAUGUUGCUCAUUUAGCCAUUGAGGCUGGCUUCCCACCUGGUGUAAUUAAUGUUAUCUCAGGAUACGGACCAACUGCUGGAGCUGCCAUCGCUAGACAUAAUGAUGUAGAUAAAGUGGCUUUCACUGGAUCCACAGAGGUUGGUCAGAUUGUAGCAAAAUCAGCAGCAGACUCGAAUUUAAAAAGAGUGACCUUAGAAUUAGGAGGAAAGAGUCCCAAUAUUGUCAUGGCAGACGCAGACCUUGACUAUGCCAUAGAACAGUCCCAUUUUGGAUUAUUUUUCAACCAAGGCCAAUGUUGUUGUGCAGGAAGUAGAGUUUACGUAGAAGAGAAGAUAUAUGAUGAGUUUGUUGAAAAAAGCACCGAAAGAGCCAAGAAACGAACUGUUGGAGAUCCUUUUACUAAUGUUGAACAAGGACCUCAGGUUGAUAAAGAACAGUUUGAUAAAGUGAUGAAGUAUAUCAAUAUAGGACAGAAGGAAGGAGCCAAGAUGACAACUGGAGGAAAACGUGUGGGUGAUAAGGGAUAUUUUAUUGAACCAACCAUAUUUAAAGAUGUAGGAGAAAACAUGAAGAUUCAACAAGAAGAGAUUUUUGGACCAGUUAUGAGUAUUGCCAAAUUUAAAAACCUUGAUGAAGUCAUUGAAAAGUCCCACAACACAAUUUAUGGUUUGGCUGCUUCUGUCUUUACCAAAGAUUUAGACAAAGCUUUGUACCUGUCCAACAGUCUACGUGCUGGCACAGUUUGGGUGAACUGUUAUGAUGUGUUAGAUGCCAGUGUUCCAUUCGGUGGAUACAGAAUGUCUGGAAAUGGAAGAGAACUUGGUGAAUACGGUUUAGAUAACUAUACUGAAGUGAAAACAGUCACAAUCAAAAUACCACAGAAGAAUUCUUAG
Molecule: messenger RNA, 1488 nt
Organism: Lottia gigantea (owl limpet)
Lineage: Eukaryota; Metazoa; Mollusca; Gastropoda; Lottiidae
Exons: 14
Coding region: 1-1488 (495 amino acids)
Molecular function (GO): aldehyde dehydrogenase (NAD+) activity
Source: RefSeq, a predicted model, not a curated record